GCAAUGUGCCUACAGGACUUCCCGUCUCAAGUUGUGGAACGGCACAACAAGCCGGAGGUGGAAAUUUGUUCCAGCAAAGAAUUAGUGCUCACGCCUAUCGUUGUCUCUCGCAAUGAGAGGGAGAAGGUGCUUAUUGAGCCGUCCAUCAAUUCGGUGCGUGUGAGCAUUGCUGUGAAACAAGCAGAUGAAAUCGAGCGCAUUCUUUGCCACAAGUUUACACGAUUCAUGAUGCGCCGCGCUGAAUCGUUUAUCAUACUGCGCCGUAAGCCAAUCGAAGGAUACGACAUUAGUUUUCUGAUAACAAAUUUCCAUACGGAACAAAUGUAUAAACACAAACUGGUGGACUUCGUCAUUAGCUUCAUGGAGGAAAUCGACAAAGAGAUUAGUGAAAUGAAACUGGCGGUGAAUGCUCGCGCCCGCACCUGUGCUGAGGAGUUCUUGAAGCGCUUUUAAAAAUAAAAUGAGCAAUAGUUUACGAAAUGA
Molecule: messenger RNA, 483 nt
Organism: Drosophila navojoa
Lineage: Eukaryota; Metazoa; Arthropoda; Insecta; Diptera; Drosophilidae
Gene: Arpc4
Product: Actin-related protein 2/3 complex, subunit 4
Biological process (GO): actin filament polymerization; Arp2/3 complex-mediated actin nucleation
Cellular component (GO): actin cytoskeleton; Arp2/3 protein complex
Molecular function (GO): actin filament binding
Source: RefSeq, a predicted model, not a curated record